AACAAGCGUGCGCUUUGGUAAAUUAAACACAUCAAAUUCCCUUAUGUGCUGGGCAAGACUGGUUUAAUUUCCGUGACCUAAAAAGUCUGAAAUAGGAAAAAAAAAAGUAUCUUUGUCCAUCCCCACCCCCAAGCAUGUCUAAGCCCGCACAAAUCGUAUGGGUGCGGCGAUAAUACGCACACCAACCUCUUUCGAGCCAACAUAUUCCCUUCCUUCAACCCCCCGAGGAGCUUCACACCUCUGACGGGAGCCUGCUUCGUCUCACCGGGAACAGCUGACAUGGCUUUGAACAACAAAAUCGCAGUGGUGACCGGAGCGGUGAUGGGCAUAGGGAGGGCAGUAACGGAGACCCUUCUGCAACACGGAGCCAAGGUGGCCCUCUUGGAUGUAAAUGAAAUUGCUGGAAAAAAUUUAACUGAAACCCUGAAUCAGCAGCACGGGACAGGAAAAGCAUUGUUCCUGAAAUGUGAUGUUCAGUCUGAGCAGGAGAUUAAAGAUACCUUUCAGAAAACAGUGGAGACCUUUGGAGGAAUAGACAUUGUGUGCAACAAUGCUGGAAUUUUGAAUGAGGAAACGUGGGAGAAGGCAGUCUCGACAAACCUGAUGGGUGUCAUAAGGGGAACCUAUGUCGGUAUGGAGCAUAUGAACAAGCUGACUGGAGGUCGGGGAGGAGUUAUCAUCAAUAUGGCAUCUAUGGCAGGUAUCGGCCCUUUCCCCAGCUGUCCCGUUUACACAGCUACCAAGCAUGGAGUGGUGGGCUUCACUCGAGCGAUGGGGGCUGCCUCGGAGGCUUCAGGCUACGGUAUACGAUUCAAUGUUAUUUGUCCAAGUUUUGUACAAACUGACUUUUUAGCCAACAUCCCAGAGAAACUGGGACGAUUCUCUCACCUGGCUGAUGCAGCGCACAAAUUGGUGGAUACUCUAGGAAUUUUAAGUGUGUCUGAAGUGACUGAGUGUUUCCUGGAGCUGGCAACAGAUGAGUCAAAGAAUGGAGAGGCCCUCGUGGUGUUCCCGAAAGGAAAAACCUAUGCAAAGUUUCCCUCUGUUCUGUAGUAGCUAAUGGCAACCAUUAGGUGUAAGCCUAAACCUGGUACAUUUGCAGGAUUUCAGGUUUAUACAUUUUGAAUUAUUCAAACAAAAGUGCCAUCAGUUUUAUCAACCUGCUUGUUUUCUGCACUUUUUUCUGUGAUGUGUGUUUGGCUGGUGUUGAACCAGAUAAAGUAUCUUAUUUUUAAAAUGUUAACCAUAACAAAAGCUCUAAUAAGCCUAAAUGAUGAAUUAUUUUUCCUUUUCUAUUUUUUUUUUUUUUACAAGAAGUUAUAAGUCUGACCUUUUUUGCAUCAUUCCUGAUUGGUCAGAUCCUCUGACAUCAACUUUGCCAAUGAACUUUGUUGUAUUGUUAUGACAUGUUGGGAUUUCAUUUUUAAAUUGUAUAUUCAUGUAUCAAGUGAGAUAAACUGCACUGAGCUCUAAAUUCUGUCUUUGUCACAUGACUUCAGGACUCAAAACAUGCAUACAUUUUGAACUCUUGUCUGAUAAACGUCUGUGGCCUCUACGCAUUGGCUCUCACCUUCCUCCUGGUCUGCAGGGACUUGAACUGUUCUGGGAAGCCAGACGUCAUUAAUAGCUUGUAAAUAUACUCACAUGCCACCAAGUGGUUGUUGAUAUGGAUGCCAUCUGUCAAAAUGACAAAUGGCAUCAGAUUUUUCCCUCACCAUUAAAAUAAAAAACAGCUAAAGAUGGAAAGUAUUCGGUUAACGUGACCCCAGUUCUUGUGAAUUAUUUACAUUUCUUGAGUCUAUAACUUCAUCCCAGCUCUCAGUAUAUCAAUGUCAAUUAUUAAAGUUGAAUUUUUAUGAAUCUUUUUUUUAUUUUUUUAUUUUGUUAGCUCUAGUGGCCUUUA
This is a messenger RNA of Menidia menidia (Atlantic silverside), 1903 nucleotides long. The record is from the annotation of a GenBank genome assembly. NCBI's taxonomy places the organism in Eukaryota, Metazoa, Chordata, Actinopteri, Atheriniformes, Atherinopsidae.